AUGACGGAUACUGCUCGGUGGAAGGCUACAGUGUACGUGGGUGGCCUGGCGUCCAUGGUCAAUCCGGCAAAUCUUCACGAUGCAUUCAUUCCGUUUGGCGAGAUAGCGGAUAUUUCUCUGCCUAAAAACGACAAGGCAGAUGCUACAGAGCUGCAUCGAGGCUUCGCAUAUGUAGAGUACGAGGAUGCGGAAGAUGCCAAGGAAGCAAUCGACAACAUGGACCAGGCAGAAUUCUUCGGCAGGGUAAUCAAGGUCUCAGCUGCCAAAGCACCAAAGAGCGCCGAGGAAGGGUUGGGCGGCAAGACCGCCGUCUGGGCUCAGGAGGGAUGGCUCGCAGAACAUGCCGUCAGUGACGAAGAUCGACUUGCGACUGAGGCAGCCAGAAGUCGAGCUGGCGAGCCGCCGGAGGAUCCCAUGCAAGGACUGGAGGGACUUGAUGUGGCUGGACCGAAACCACAAUAA
Molecule: messenger RNA, 462 nt
Organism: Pseudomassariella vexata
Lineage: Eukaryota; Fungi; Ascomycota; Sordariomycetes; Amphisphaeriales; Pseudomassariaceae
Product: peptidyl-prolyl cis-trans isomerase E
Exons: 2
Coding region: 1-462 (153 amino acids)
Molecular function (GO): RNA binding
Source: RefSeq, a predicted model, not a curated record